This is a messenger RNA of Uncinocarpus reesii 1704, 1110 nucleotides long. RefSeq lists its product as uncharacterized. The record is from RefSeq and is a predicted model, not a curated record. Bases 1 to 1110 code for a protein of 369 amino acids. NCBI's taxonomy places the organism in Eukaryota, Fungi, Ascomycota, Eurotiomycetes, Onygenales, Onygenaceae. The transcript is spliced from 5 exons. Gene Ontology annotation, molecular function: zinc ion binding; oxidoreductase activity.
AUGGCUGUUGGAGUUACGGACAAGACACCGGAAGUUCGCCAUGAAAUCCCCAAGACGUGUAAGGCAGGGGUUGUCUAUAACGAAGGGCCCGAUUUCGUCUUGAAGGUGGAAGAUGUCCCAGUUCCGGAGCCCGGACCGGAUGAGGUUCUCAUCAAAUUAAAUAUCACCGGCCUCUGCUACUCCGAUAUCCAUUUCAUGCUUGGAGACCUGGGCGGGCCUACUAUGGGCGGGAACAACGUACGGUCGCCGGGCCAUGAAGGUGCCGGUGUCGUCGUUCAGGUAGGAUCCAACGUGAAGAACUGGAAGGUCGGUGAUAGGGCAGGCGUAAAGCCAAUGUGGAAUACAUGCGGUUCCUGCGAACUGUGCUGGGGCGACAAGGAGACUUAUUGUCCCAAAUCUAUCUCCACGGGUCUACAGGUUGCUGGAACAUAUCAACAGUAUAUCACAAGCCCAGCGAGUUACACGACACCAAUUCCUGAUGGCGUCCCUGACGAGAUUGCGGCGCCUAUCAUGUGCAGCGCCUCAACAGUCCUUCGCAGCCUCGAGGAGUCCAAACUACGGCCCGGGGAAUGGGCGGUCUUCCCAGGAGGAGGAGGCGGUGUCGGCAUCCAGGGUGUUCAACUCGCCAAAGCCAUGGGGAUACGGGCUAUCGCGAUCGAUACUGGAGAUGCGAAGAGAGAGCUGUGUUUGAAAAUGGGGGCAGAACACUUUGUGGAUUUCAAGGAGAGUAAAAACGUGGCCAACGAAAUCGUGGAACUCUGCGACGGAAUUGGUGCCCAUGCGGUCUUUGUGACAGCGCCUCAAGCAUACAGGGAUGCCAUCUCCUUUCUCGGUGGUCGGGUUGGGGCCAAAGUUAUGUGUAUCGGGCUGCCAUCGGCAAGCGAAUACGUGUUUGGCGCUCAUCCUGCGCAAUUUGUUUUCAAAAACAUGUCUGUCGUGGGCACGCUGGUUGGGUCGAUGAAAGACACUGCCCGGGCCCUCGAUUUUGCCAAGCGGGGGCUCCUCAAACCGAUCUAUGAGAAAUGGCCGAUAGAAAGGAUGCCAGAAGCAGUUGAGAAGCUGCGGCGCGGACAAGUCGCGGGGCGAUAUGUUGUUGAUUUUAACGCAUAG